This is a messenger RNA of Leptidea sinapis, 888 nucleotides long. Its product is annotated as gustatory receptor for sugar taste 64e-like. The transcript has 8 exons. The coding region runs from base 1 to 888 and encodes 295 amino acids. Lineage: Eukaryota; Metazoa; Arthropoda; Insecta; Lepidoptera; Pieridae. Gene Ontology annotation, molecular function: taste receptor activity. Gene Ontology annotation, cellular component: membrane. Gene Ontology annotation, biological process: detection of chemical stimulus involved in sensory perception of taste; sensory perception of chemical stimulus. The record is from RefSeq and is a predicted model, not a curated record.
AUGAAAAUACAUGUCCAACCGAACGGAAAAACUAAUAAAAAUUGUGAAAUGCAUGCCUGUUUACGAAGAACUCUGCAAAUUGCCAAACUUGCUGGAGCAUUUUCUGUGGAGGGACUUGAUAGCCCUGAUAUUGCGGACCUUAAGUAUAUCCUUGAGCACUUACUGUCCAUACUCUUCAAUUUAUCAUCUAUUAUGUCUAACAUGGGAGAGCAAGACUUAACACUAGAAGUUAUCAAACAAUACGCAUUCGUGUAUAUGGCUCAUGUAUUCAACUUGAUAUCAUUUUCAUAUUGGAAGGAGAUUAUCUACGAGUUGGUGAACCUGCAAGCCACAUUUAUAUGGAACUUUACGGAUGUCAUAUUAAUUUGUUUCAGUGUGCAUAUUAAUUCAUAUUUCGUGGAUUUAAACCAAACGAUUACUUCUCAAGUUGCUGAGGGAUCAAUCAACUGGCCGCAAAUUCGUGUAUAUUAUACGCAUUUAGUUAAACUUGUCGAUGAAGUCAAUUUUCAAUUGGGCCCUCUUAUUUUUCUGUCCUUCUUUUCGAACUUAUUUUUUUUAUGUCAACAAAUGUUUCAUGCAACUAAUAACAAAUAUGACAAAAUACAUUCUGUGUACUACGUGUUCUCUUUCUGUUUUCUAUUACUGAGAUGCUUAUUGACAUCGUUAUUGGCUGUCAGAGUGAAUACAGAGGCGAAGAAACCACAUCAAGCUUUACUUAACGUGAGCGCAGACGAAUAUAAUUUGGAUGUACAAAGAUUUCAGCGUCAGAUUCAAUACUUACCAGUUGCAAUCAGUGGUGUAUUUUUUAAAGUCACAAAAGCUAUGAUACUACAGGUUAUCGCAACGAUUAUCACUUACGAAAUCGUCUUAUUGCAGUUCAGCAGAUAG